AACGAUUUGAAGAGAAGAGAGGUCACUGCAGCCGGAGGCUUCUGCCCAAAAGCAAGAAGAGAGAGAGAGAGACUAAAACCCUAAUCCUCUCUUCAUCUUCGAAUUCAAGGUCGGUAAUGGGGGCGAAGCGAAAGAAGAGCGAGAGCGAAGGCUUCAUCGAGGAGAACAGAGAGAACAACAAUGGAGAUGAGAGGAAAACGAAGAAGAACAAGGAAGGGGGUGAGGAAAGGGGAAAGCAGUUGCUUCCAUCGACGGUAAAGAACAAGGAGAAGAGAUCGGCUGUUCACGCCAAGCUCAAGCAUCAGAAGAAGCUUGAAAAGCGUAAGAGGUCCAAGGCUCGUGACGCCGCAGAAAAACAAGCUCUUGAGCUCGGCGAAGAGCCUCCGCCGAGGAUGAUCCCUCGCACAAUUGAGAAUACUAGGGAGCUUGAUGAGACUGUUUGCAAACCUGAUGAUGAAGAGCUGUUUGCUGGUAAUGAUGUGGAUGAAUUUAGUUCAAUUUUGAAGCGUGAAUGCACUCCGAAGAUAUUGAUCACAACUUGCCGUUUCCACUCUACUAGGGGGCCUGCUUUUAUAUCAGAAUUGCUUUCUGUGAUCCCAAAUGCUCAUUACUACAAAAGAGGAACGUAUGACUUGAAAAAGAUUGUAGAAUAUGCAAGAAAAAAUGAUUUCACUUCAAUAAUAGUUGUUCAUACUAACAGGAGGGAACCCGAUGCUCUCCUAGUCAUUGGUUUACCUGAUGGUCCUACUGCUCAUUUCAAGCUGUCAAAGCUUGUUUUGCGCAAAGAUCUUAAGAGUCAUGGAAACCCGACGAGUCAUGAGCCUGAGCUAGUGUUGACUAACUUCACGACACGCCUGGGUCAUCGUGUUGGGAGGCUAAUACAGUCUCUUUUCCCACAAGAUCCAAAUUUUCGUGGACGGCGAGUGGUAACCUUCCACAAUCAGCGAGAUUUUAUAUUCUUUCGCCAUCAUCGGUACAUUUUUGAAACCAAAGAAAAUAAACAGAGUGAUUCAGAAAGUAAAAAGGUCAAGGACAAUAAGGACGAAAAUGGCACUCAAGACAAAACAAUUGCCCGCCUUCAGGAAUGUGGUCCUCGUUUCACACUGAAGUUGAUCAGUCUGCAGCAUGGAACAUUUGAUACAAAAGGCGGCGAAUUUGAGUGGGUUCACAAGCCGGAGAUGGACACAAGUCGCAGAAGGUUUUUCUUGUGAUGUGGUUUUUGUAAUCUUGCAACCAAGUUUCUUGGUCCUUGCAAAAGAGUAAUCAAAGAAGACGAAAUUUUUUGAAAGUCGGCAACAUUGUAAUUUGAAGCUAGUUAUUUGUAAUCAUUUAUCAUCCUUGAUGGCUAUUCUGUUUGUUAAGUAUGCAUUGUUCUGUUUUUUGUUGGUGCUGAUUGAUAACCCUUUAUAAAUUGUUGACCUUUUCUUUUCAGACAAUGUAGCAAGAAAAAGUCCCAAAGUAACAUGAGAAUUCAGUGUUUUUGUUUUCCUGA
This is a messenger RNA of Camellia sinensis, 1492 nucleotides long. RefSeq names its product Ribosomal RNA processing Brix domain protein (gene MEE49). NCBI's taxonomy places the organism in Eukaryota, Viridiplantae, Streptophyta, Magnoliopsida, Ericales, Theaceae. The record is from RefSeq and is a predicted model, not a curated record. Gene Ontology annotation, biological process: maturation of 5.8S rRNA; maturation of LSU-rRNA. Gene Ontology annotation, molecular function: rRNA primary transcript binding. Gene Ontology annotation, cellular component: nucleolus; preribosome, large subunit precursor.